Molecule: messenger RNA, 891 nt
Organism: Chaetomium strumarium
Lineage: Eukaryota; Fungi; Ascomycota; Sordariomycetes; Sordariales; Chaetomiaceae
Product: Clr5 domain-containing protein
Exons: 4
Coding region: 290-766 (158 amino acids)
Source: RefSeq, a predicted model, not a curated record
GAUCGGGUACCUCAUGCUCAAUGAGAAUGGGACGUACUGGCGUCACAUCCUCGUCGUUGUGGCCCCCAGCUGCCUAGCGACCACGCCGUUGGCGACGAGGUGGAAGGCAGGGUUUCCCAAUCUGUAUAAUGCUUGUCUCGACCACGCCAUCGGCUGCAAUGGGAUAUAAGUCCACCUCUAUCACCCCAAGUUCUCUCCUACCACUGUUGUCGCCCCCAACCUCGAUCAUCAAGUAAAGCGAGUCACGGCAGGUUCUUGAGCACAACGUGCCGGUCGGCUUAACCCCAUCAUGGACGGGUACUACGCUUAUCCCGAGUCGGCUGAACAGCAGGGUCCGGCGACCAUGAUCCGGCCUUCCAAGCCCGAGGACUGGGAACCGUUUCGGGAGAUCAUCGCCCAUCUGUACAACACCAUGAACAUGAAGCUGAAGGACGUCAUGACGGAAAUGCAGCUGACGUACAACUUCAAGGCAACCGAGAAACAAUACAAGACACAGUUCAAGAAGUGGAACCUUGACACCAAGUACAUCAAGGCAUCCGAGUACAUGUUCAUGGUCAAGACGAUGCGCGAGCGGCUAGCGGAGGACCCCCCGAAGGAGACACGCUUCGUCCUGAGGGGGAGGGUGGUCGACCCCAAAGAUAUUGCCCGAUUCGAGAAACGGGCGCAGAAGAAGGGUACCAUCAAGGAAGGGGAACCGAUUGAUUGCGAGGAACCGGUUGAAGACCUAGUCGGCCUACAACGAAGCCUACGCGUCCCACCAGUGUAACGACAUCCAGCCAUUCCCAGCCCGGGAGCUUCCACUUACUGACUUCUUCGCCAACUACCAGACGACGACGCUGACCAGUAUCCCUACUACUAUUGAUUUCCUGCGGAUCCAUGGCUAUCUCGCCG